AUGGUUGAUUUUCAAAUUCAGUCUCUGCCGGGUUCUCCUGGCCGAUUGUAUGAAACUUUUGUGUCGGUUGCUAUCUUUAUCAACAUUAAAUUAUCAAUGUCUAAUGUUACUGCCAACGAAGCCUGGACAUCUGUGGUAAAUGUCUUCAGGGAUGUCAUAUUCGUUGAUAUCCAGAAUGCAGUCUCUUUGGACAAUACUUACUGCUUUAAUCUCAAUCUAGAUUCUCCAGGUCCCAAGAAAAUAGUCUUUCACAUACAUCAACAGGGCGCAGAUUCUGACACAGAAUCUGAAAUGGAUUCGGGUGUCUCAGAGCUGGAAACUGAAGAUGUGGAGGAGGGUAGGAAUGACGUGGAGAUGAAAACCGAAGACACAGAGGAUGAAAAUCUUGCCGUGAUCGAUCCAGAAUGGCAGUGCGCUGGGAAUCCCAAUCCUGAUCCUGCAAAUCCUACUGUGCUGUGGAGUUAUUAUGUCAAGGCAAGAACAGAAACACCAGACUUGGACUCCUCAGAUGAGGAGAUUGUGUAA
Messenger RNA from Suillus fuscotomentosus, 525 nucleotides. RefSeq lists its product as uncharacterized. Bases 1 to 525 code for a protein of 174 amino acids. The record is from RefSeq and is a predicted model, not a curated record. The transcript is spliced from 3 exons. NCBI's taxonomy places the organism in Eukaryota, Fungi, Basidiomycota, Agaricomycetes, Boletales, Suillaceae.